This is a messenger RNA of Saccostrea cuccullata (small rock oyster), 632 nucleotides long. RefSeq lists its product as uncharacterized. The transcript has 2 exons. NCBI's taxonomy places the organism in Eukaryota, Metazoa, Mollusca, Bivalvia, Ostreida, Ostreidae. The record is from RefSeq and is a predicted model, not a curated record. The annotation marks the transcript as partial.
UCUGUCUCGAAGGUUAUUUUGGGUUGAACUGUUCGCAGCUUUGCCCAUAUCCAAGCUAUGGAAAGGGAUGUAAAGAAACAUGCGACUGUUCUAAACCAUUUUGUGUGCCAACAUUAGGAUGUGCAACAAAAGAAAAUAAAAAUCGAGAGAAUUUCAUCACAACGAAAGCUAACUAUGGUGCAAGUUUAGAGGAGAACUCAACCCUUGUAACAAAAUGGGAAGAUUCAACACCGAAUAACAAUGUACGUCUGACAACGAAAGUCCCAACAUCCACCUAUCUCUUUGUUGCUAUUUUAGUAGCAGUUGUGUUUUUGAUAACAGUGAGUAUAUUACAAAUGGUUUUUAAGAGGAAAGUUUCCAGGAAUCGCCAGGUAGAGAACAACAGCAGCGAAGUACCUCAGACUGGAAAUAUUAACUCACGUCAAAGUGAGAGAGUUUCAAAUAUUUAUGAUUCCAUCUGCGAAAACCCACAUGAGUCGUCCCAAAGUUGUAAAGCCCAAUCGAAAAAGAGUAACUAUCUCAAGAAAACUGUGCAGAAGAGGUAUUCUGAUGCAGCAAAUGAAUACCUGGACACGCGAGCUGUGGGUUUUGAGUUAGUUAGAGAGUCGAAUCAUUUUUAUUCACCUCUGUAA